Messenger RNA from Microplitis mediator, 2365 nucleotides. RefSeq names its product neprilysin-2-like. NCBI's taxonomy places the organism in Eukaryota, Metazoa, Arthropoda, Insecta, Hymenoptera, Braconidae. Gene Ontology annotation, biological process: protein processing. Gene Ontology annotation, cellular component: plasma membrane. Bases 134 to 2275 code for a protein of 713 amino acids. Gene Ontology annotation, molecular function: metalloendopeptidase activity. The record is from RefSeq and is a predicted model, not a curated record. The transcript is spliced from 8 exons.
CAUGCUACGUAUACAAUCAUCUUAACAUCAUAACAAAUUUUUUACUGAAUCACUGGACUAUUUAAAUGAUUACGAUUUAUAGUAUUUGUCAUUCAGAACUAACGUUUAAAAGAGUACCCAUAUCAACUUCAUUAUGACAAUCAUACCAAUUAAGAACAAAUCAUCAAAACGCUUGUGGCGGAAACGAUGGUCUGAAUUAGAGCGCGGAUUAUUCGUUAUUGCGAUUAUUGGAUUUAUUUGUUCGAUUCUUCCCAUUAACGCAUCAGCGGCUGUUAUUAGCGCAACGUCGCCUCUAGGACCGGCGCACAAAUGUACGACGGAAGAAUGUCAGGUAGAACGUUUAGAACUAGCUGCAUCAAUAAUUAAACUCCGUGACACGAGUGUAAAGCCUUGUGAUAAUUUUUUCCAACAUGUUUGCGGCAAUUACGAAGAUACUGAUAUAGAUAAUAACCCGGCUAUUAUGGAUUCGAUGAGACUGACUUAUAUUGACAACUUAAUUGAUGAUGAUUUAGCUACUAGUGAAUCGCAUGUCAACCAACUCAUUGGAAAAAUCCAUAAAGUAUGUAUGGAUGAAAGCGCCAGAGGAGAUAAGGCCCUAGAUCUUUUGAAAGAUGUUAUCAAAAAGCUAGGCGGUUGGCCCAUUUUGGAAGGCGAUGCAUGGAAAGAAGAUGAUUUCAAUUGGAUCGACUUUAUCAGUAAUGCUAAGAAAGCCGGUUACAAUAUUAAUUACUUCAUAGAUUGGAAACCUCAGAAUCAAUUCGAUGGUCAAAAUCAUACUUUGAGAUAUUCUCUUGAAACAUCUCCAACUUUUUUCGACUACUCCAUGUCUGAAGAUUCAGAGUUGCAAAAAGAAAUGUACAAGAAUUAUAUGACUAACAUUGCAACACUUCUCGGAGCAAAAUUAGAUAGUACUACAAAAAGCUUAUUCGAUUAUUAUGAUUUGGAAACGAAAUUAGAUGAUUUGAGUUCCGACUAUUAUUCACCACGAACUGAAUCUAUGACCAUUGAAGAGCUACAAAAAGAAUUUCCAAGCAUCGAUUGGAAUAAAUUUGUCGAAAAAACGUUAACGCCUUUCUUGGAUAAUGAUGAUACUAAGCCUACUUUAACUGUUUUGAAUUCGACAGUCAUUAAAGAAGUCAUUAAAUUAAUGGAAAAUACUCCAAAACGCGUGCAGGCCAACUACGCCAUCUGGAAAGUAAUUCAAUAUACAAUUCCUUUCUUAGCUGGUGAGUUCCAGCAAGCAGUUGUAUUAUUUCAUAGUGCUCUCGGUUAUUCCGAUAUGCCUCGUGAAGAAUAUUGCGAUGAAAUCACUAAAAACUACGCAGAAUACGCUGCUGUAAAUCUUUAUUUGGACCAGUUUAAAAGCAGCCAAGAAACAAUUGAUAAAAUGAUAGCGCUUAUUAAGCAGACAAUGAUUGAUAUGAUGAAUGAUUCUAAAAAGUUAAGUGAUGAGGAUAAAAAAGCAGCAGUUGAACUCCUUGAGGGAAUGGAUUCCACUAUUGGACAAUCGGAAAAAUUAACUGAUCCCAAAGAAUUGGAAACUUUCUACGCUGCUGCUGAAAUUCUUGACGAUAACUUCUUACAAACUGUUUUGAAUAUGAAUGUUUUCAAGAUGCUGACAGAGAACAGCAAUAAAAUUCGUUCCGAAAUAUUUCAAUACACUCCUAUGGAAGUAACGCAGACGGAUAUUCCGCAAAACUAUCUCAAUCAUUUAUACAUUCCGGCAAAGAUGAUACCAAGUUCGUUAUUUGACAAUAAUCGACCAAUGUAUAUGAAUUUCGGUGCAGCCGGUAGUCACAUCGCCCGUGAAAUGUUCAAGUCCUUAAGUCACUUGGGAAGAAAGUGGUCCGAUGAGGGAGAGGAACUUCCCGGUGAACAAAUCGAUUGUUUCAAGAAUAUUGUGCAAAAUGUAACCGACGCAGAUCUUAAAGAAGCCAUCGAACAAAUGAUUUUAGACGACGGUAUUUCUCAGUACAUUGGAUUCCGCGUAGCUUAUGCCGCUUACAAACAGUACGUUAUUCAAUCUGGGCCGGAAUUAGGUUUACCCGAAUUAUCUCAAACACCAGAACAAUUAUUCUGGAUGUCAUUUACCCAUUCAUUAUGUGCCGCUGAAUCUAAAACUCCUGUGUUACCACCAGCAGUUGAUGAAACUUUGCCAAAUCUUGUCGACGAUUUGAUGGUGAUACUUUUCAAGAAUAUACCAGAAGUUUCAGCCGAUUUCGAUUGUCCCGUCGGCUCUAGAUUGAAUCCCGAACAAAAAUGUUCUUGGUGGUGAAUCAAACUUUUAAAUUAAUUAAUUUAUUGAAUUGAUUAAUCGUUAACUAUUUUUAGUAAUGAAUAAAAAUUUUACUGGCAUAUUAAAAAA